AUGGCAUCAUCACAUAGUACACACACCGAGGCUGCAAAAAUGGAACAAAUUAUCACUGAAUUUUUUCCUAAAAGUCUUCAGAUUAUACUUGAGUCUAGGUAUCCGUUCAUGUCAUCGCGUAAUUAUAGUGGUGAACAAAUGGUAUCCACAUCUCCGUCUUCAUCUUCAUCCUCCUCCUCGAAUGUGAGGCCGAGAGAUAAAUGGUUCAAUUUAGCACUGAGGGAAUGCCCUGCUGCACUUGAUCUUUGGCACCAAAGCUAUUUGGAGCCGAUGAUUGUUGAUGUGAUUUUGGUGCAGAGGCCACCAAUUGGGUGGGAUCCUGUGAGCUAUUCCCCCAAAAGGGAGAUUGUUAGGAAUUUUUCUUCGAAGGAUCAGUGUCCAUUUAAUUGGAAUUCUGAUCAGGAGGAAUUGUUGUGUGAGGGUAAGAAUGAAAAGAUUGUAGAGAGGUGGGUAGUGCAGUAUGAGGGACGGAAGUCAAGGGAUAGUGGUUCUGGGUGUAGGAGACUUAACAAUACCUUGCAAAUAUGUUAUAAGAAAUCAAUAUUACUUUUGAGGUCUUUGUAUGCAACUGUUAGGCUUUUACCUGCUUAUAAGAUAUUCCGUGACCUCAAUUCAUCUGGGCAAAUUCAUGCAUAUACACUUACACAUAGGGUGUCUUCUUUUGUCGAGCCCUUCACACGAAAAGAAGAGGCUGAAAUGCAGCGAUUUGUAUUCACCCCUGUGGAUACAUCCUGUGGCAGGCUUUGCCUUUCGGUGCUGUAUCGCUCAUCAGUAUCGGAUGUCAGCUCUGAGUCGUCAACUCCUAUGUCCCCCCAAUUUAUCCCUGAUUAUGUUGGGAGCCCAUUGGCGGAACCACUGAAGAGAUUCCCCUCUCUUCCCGUGUCACAUGGUUCUCCAUCAUCUUUGCCAUUCUCAAGACGACAUAGUUGGAGUUACGACCUUAAUAAUGCCUCACCACCUUCAUUCCCUUUCUCGCCAUCACCUACUCGUUUAGAAAAACAUAUAUCAAUCUCUAAUCCAAGUUCCCGCAGAUUCCAACCUAUGAACUUGCCUCCUCAUCCACCUGAAGUGCCUUCAGUUCAUACGAAGAAAACGAGCUUUGAUGAAUAUUAUCCUUCUCCUAACUACACACCAUCUCCAUCACAAUCACCACCAAUCUACAUUCCUGGGAGUAAUCUUUCCAAGGAUCUCAUACGAUCUGAAAGUGCACCUGUUAGCAUACCUGUUGUCAAGCAUGCUAGUCCUCCCCUGCUGCCCAACAAGCAAAAUUUGCCCCCAUCACCACCACUCAAAGCUACCAGAUCUGGUACUCCGAGGACUGAUAAAAGUAUAGGUUUGGUUCACACUGGUGCAACGGUUGAAAAGCUGUUCUCUCUUGGGAGAGAUGACAUUAGAAAAUAUUCGAGCUCGAAAAUGUCAUCCAACAGCUCUCCUCAGAUUUCAUUUUCCAGAACUUCCAGCAGGUCAUAUCAGGAUGAUUUUGAUGAUUCUGAGUUUCCUUGCCCUUUUUUUGAUGUGGAGUAUGAUGAUGGGAUGGAUCCAGGUAGCAGGGCCGAGUCCUUGGAUAAAAAAGGCCAUCUUUUUGACCCGUCUGAGCCUGGAGUUCUCUUUCCAGUUAAAAAAUCCCAAGAUGCAGCUGUUGGUGCUCUUGUACGCAUGCUGAAGAAUGCCCCACCUUUACACCAAGACUUCUCUAGUUCCGGUGAUUUGCCGCCAGACUCGAGGUCCAAAACAUGGAGCAGGAACCUCCAGGAAUGCAAUCCAGUCUCUGGAGCACCAGCAGGUCAGCAGGCUGCUGCUUCAGGUGUUGCUUCUUCCGGACUCGUUGCAUCAAAGACAACGGCUGAUGCAUUGGAAGAACUCCGCAGCUACAAAGAUAUGAUGAAAGACUUGUUGCUUAGCCAAGCUGACAGGUCCAACACUUCUGCUAAUUGUGCUUCAAUGCCAAAUCCUACAAGCAGCAGUGCAACUGGAUGUUGA
Messenger RNA from Dovyalis caffra, 1980 nucleotides. The record is from the annotation of a GenBank genome assembly. Lineage: Eukaryota; Viridiplantae; Streptophyta; Magnoliopsida; Malpighiales; Salicaceae.